AUGAAUGUUUGCCAAAGGGCUGGCUCAAGAAGGAACUGUGAGGCUGUGAGGAUCUACAAUCCUUCUAUAGGCGUGAUGUCGGCGGCUGAAGUGAAGCUCUUUGGAAGAUGGACCUAUGAGGACGUGAUGCUGUCGGACUUGAGCUUGGUGGACUACAUUGCCGUGAGCAAGACUGCGCAGUUGUUCCUCCCCCACACCCAGGGCCGCUACCAGAUGCGACGCUUCAGGAAAGCGUUGUGCCCCAUUGUGGAGCGAUUGGUGUGCUCCAUGAUGAUGCAUGGCCGCAACAACGGCAAGAAGCUUAUGGCAGUGCGCAUCGUCAAGCAUGCCUUUGAAAUCAUCCACCUCCUCACAGACAAGAACCCCAUCCAGGUCUUUGUGGAUGCUGUCAAGAACGGAGGUCCUCGUGAAGACUCCACCCGAGUUGGCUCGGCAGGUGUGGUGCGGCGUCAGGCUGUGGAUGUGUCCCCGCUGCGCCGUGUGAAUCAAGCCAUCUAUCUCAUUUGCACUGGAGCGCGAAACAGUGCCUUCCGAAACAUCAAGUCCAUCGCCGAGUGCCUUGCAGAUGAGAUCAUGAAUUGCGCGAAGGAGUCUUCCAACAGCUACGCCAUCAAGAAGAAGGAUGAGAUUGAGCGCGUGGCCAAGGCCAACCGAUAA
Messenger RNA from Durusdinium trenchii, 657 nucleotides. NCBI's taxonomy places the organism in Eukaryota, Dinophyceae, Suessiales, Symbiodiniaceae. The record is from the annotation of a GenBank genome assembly.